CAUCAAUCAUUGUGUUCUGUGCCAUAGUCCAGACAGGAGUUCUAGUGUUGGGCAUCACAGGGAGAGGAGGACUGACAGAAGCUUCAUCACUGCUGUAUCUUGAGUAAAGGUGGAUAAUUUAGUGUGGGGUAAGGAAGUGUAAGUGAGAACUAGUAGAGGUUGGCGGCGAGGUUGUGGCAGCCUGACUCCAUCCCCAGAGCCGUCGAGCAGCGAGCAUCCCAGCAUCAUUAUGAGAGGCAGAGGUCGUGGUCGUGGCAACUGGCGGUCACCAGCUCAAUCUGGUGACUUGCAAGAAGGUUCGGUGAAUAAUCAACAGCCUUCAUCAAUGGACUUUUAUCAGGAUAACCUGCCUGCUCCAAUGGAUUCUAAAAUGGAUGUUGGUAAUGAGGUAAUUUGGCAAACGACGGGAAAUGUACGCAUGAACUUACCAAAGGUUCCCGUGUCUGAUAGUGACACCUCAAUGCAAGAGGGAGAACAGCAGCCAGAAAACAGGAAACGUCCCUGGGAGAAGCCAGGAGGCAUCAAGAUCAAGAGAAAGAAGGUGCCAGGAGCCAAGAAUCUUAAGAUCCGGAGGUAUGUGCAGCCUAAGAAUGCAGUUAUGUGCCUCAACGAACUUCGGCCUGGAGUGACGUACACAACGGAGCAGGAGGGAGGAGUCGGUCAACCAUUCUGUAUAUCUGUAGAGGUUUCUAAUGGGACUGAAACACAAAAAUAUAGAGGCUUUGGGUCAUCUAAACAACUGGCAAAGCAAGCGGCAGCAGAAGCGGCACUAAUAAGCUUUGUGAAACCACCCGUCACUGCAAAUUCUACAGAAAAUCAAGAGGAAGAUAAGACCCCUUGGGCUACGCUUGCAUCAUUUGCCAUAUAUAAACUGUUCAACGAUUGGCGUGAGGGUAGAGUUGGCAUGUGCCCUCCCCCUGCCCAGCCUUACGGCACUGCAGUUCCACCUGGAUUUCAAGCAUUCCUAAAUCAGCCUGUGGGAGGAAGUGCCGUGAAGGAGGAGUCUCCACAAGCUGCUGCAUUUGCUGAAGCAAUAUGUGCUCAUCUAGGAGGCCGUGCACCAAACACUCCUGCAACUGAUGCAAAACCGGACACAAAUUUGUCUUUCCAGUCGACAGAACCUGUGAAAGUGCCAAAUCCAGCCAAGCAAGUCCCUGAAAAUGCUGCCGGAAUGCAUCCUGUCAUGGUCCUGCAUCAGAUGAAACCUGCAGUGCAGUACUCUGUUUCUCAGACGAUGCGCGAGAGCAAGCCUUUCUUUACUGUCUCGGCUGAAAUUGAUGGAAAGGAGUUUACUGGAGAAGGACCCAAUGUGAAAAAAGCAAAGUUCUUCUUGGCCAAGGAAGCAAUCCUGGGGCUGUAUGGUGUCGAGUCGACCUUUGAAACUCCAGCCUAAUUUGGUAACACACAUAGGUGGUGAUCUCCACAAUUCUUAACCUAGAAUAACAUAACCAAAGUGUUAAAAGUGAUAUUUGUCAGUCACUUGUAUCUUAAGAGUAUCCCACAAGCAUAUACAUUUGCUAGAUAGCACUUGACCUACAACCUUCCUACCUAAUAGCUCUUGUAACCUAUUUAAUUAACCCAUAGCAAUUAAUUACAUGAUGCUGACCAGUUACUGUACUGAGCUGCCAUGUAUGCUUGGAAAUCCUAGCCUAAGAAAUACAAAAUAUUUUGGCAGUUUAGCAUGCAGUUUUUUUUUAUACAGUACAUAUAUAUAUUUUUAUUAAUAAAUUUGUUUUACCAGGAUGAAAUUACAUACUGCUUAUGUAACUCAAGACAAUGAAAUUGGUAAAUUUCAUUUGUUAAAUGUUUUGAUUUUGUUACUAUUAGAAUGAUUUAUUUAUUAAAGAGAAUAUUCUAAUCAAUGUAGUUUCUGUAUCGUGUUUCAAAAGUAUGAAAUAAGAUAGAAAAUCCAGGAAAAUAAAAAGAGUAAAACA
Molecule: messenger RNA, 1934 nt
Organism: Procambarus clarkii (red swamp crayfish)
Lineage: Eukaryota; Metazoa; Arthropoda; Malacostraca; Decapoda; Cambaridae
Source: RefSeq, a predicted model, not a curated record